This is a messenger RNA of Phalaenopsis equestris, 366 nucleotides long. RefSeq names its product zinc finger protein 2. The record is from RefSeq and is a predicted model, not a curated record. Gene Ontology annotation, biological process: negative regulation of abscisic acid-activated signaling pathway. The coding region runs from base 1 to 366 and encodes 121 amino acids. The transcript has a single exon. Lineage: Eukaryota; Viridiplantae; Streptophyta; Magnoliopsida; Asparagales; Orchidaceae.
AUGGAGACAAAGGAAAUAAACCUAGAGCUGGCACUGAGCCAGUCCUCUCCACCAUCUUCCACCAUGGCAGAUUACAUAAACGAACCGGAGAGAGUGUUCACCUGCAACUACUGCGAGAGAACUUUCUUCAGCUCCCAGGCUCUCGGAGGCCAUCAAAAUGCUCACAAGGUUGAGAGAAACCUCGCCAAGAGAAGCAGGGAGAUGGCCGCCGUUCUCAGGCAGCACUCCGCCUCGGCAGGCGGCGGUACAGGGCGGAAGGCGACGGCGCCAGCGAGGCAUGGAGGAAGUUUGGGAGGGGAGAUGUUUUGGGGUGGGGUUUAUAGGAGGAAGGAGGAUGAUGACGUGGAUCUGUCGCUCAGGCUAUGA